Messenger RNA from Poecilia reticulata (guppy), 2878 nucleotides. NCBI's taxonomy places the organism in Eukaryota, Metazoa, Chordata, Actinopteri, Cyprinodontiformes, Poeciliidae. The record is from RefSeq and is a predicted model, not a curated record.
CGGAUCUGUGGUCCUUCUCUGGAAGCAAACUGAGGACAGAGUAACYGAAUCAGUCACGUGGUACGCGCGGCUUCAAACGUCAUAUCCUGCUCCAAGCAACACAAACCUCKACACACGCUUAUCAACAAACUGUUAGCUUGUGUUGAAGAAACAUUCRCAGAMUUGAAAGAAAUCAAUGUCUAGAUGGAGGAAAAGAUGGAGGAUCAUCGCAGACYGCUGGAUUUUACCMGGAUACCGAAGAUCAUCUUACACCGGAUAGAUCUCCGACGUUGUUGCAUUUGUAAAGAGGAGGACGGGAUUCUCAAUGAGCUCAGCCACCAGGAGGGGAACUCCACUUUAAAACAAGAGGAACCAGAACCUCUGCACAUAAAACAGGAACCAGAGGCUCUACAGAUAAAACGUGAGCAAGAAGAACCAGAACAUCAACAGUUCAAAGAGGAAGAGAAGCAAUUCUGCAUCAGUCAGGAUGAAGAGCAGCUUGUGGUGAAACAGGAGACUGAUGGCAUUUUGGUGAAUCCUCCUAAAGUGCAAAUAAUCCACAAUGAAAUAGAACCACAGAGGAACCAACUCAUCUCUCAUGACUCUGCUGAGGAUGAGAACCAGGAUCAGGAGAGAAGCAAAUCUGAAGACCCAAGAAACGGAGAUGAGAAGCAGAAACAAAAUGAAAUAUGUCAGAAAACCAAACAACAAGAAGGUAAAACUGAGAGUUCAAAACAAAAAACGCACAAGAAAGCUCAUCCAGAGCAAAAAUUAUAUUCUUGUAAAAUUUGUGAUGAAUCCUUUAAUCAGGCAAGUUUAUUGACAACACACAUGAGAACUCACAUGGGCAAACAGCCCUUCACAUGUUCAACUUGUGGAAAAAGUUAUGACUACAAAGCUGGAUUAAUUUAUCAUAUGAAAGUUCACUCGGGUGAGAAACCUUUCUCUUGUGUGACCUGUGGAAAAGGUUUCAGAAACAAAUCUUAUUUAGUUGUUCACAUGAGGAUUCACACAGGUGAGAGACCUUUCUCAUGUGUGACCUGUGGAAAAGGUUUCAUAACCAAAUCUAAUUUAGUUGAUCACAUGAGGAUUCACAUAGUUGAGAAGCCUUUCUUAUGCGGGACCUGCGGCAAAGGUUUCCGCAGUCAAAUCAGUUUAACUCAUCACAUGAGGACUCAUACAGGUGAGAUGCCUUUUUCAUGUGGGAUCUGUGGAAAAAGUUUCAGAAACAGAGGUAGUUUAUCUUGGCACAUGACGAUGCAUACUAAUGAGGAGCGUUACUCUUGUGAGACAUGUGGUAAAAGGUUUAGGCAUAAAUACACUUUAACUCGCCACAUGUAUAUCCACACAGGAGAGAGACCUUUCUCAUGUGGGACCUGUGGAAAAAGCUACACAAUCAAAACUGAUUUAAUUGGCCAUAUAAAGACACAUACUAGUGAGAAGCUUUUCUCUUGUGGGACCUGUGGAAAAAGGUUCAGCCAAAAAAAGUAUUUAACUUCUCACAUGAUGACUCACACAAGAGAGAAACUAUUUUCUUGUGGGACUUGUGGAAAAAGUUUCCGUCAAAAUGGCAAUUUAACUGUUCACAUGAGGAGUCACGCAGGCAAGAAGCUUUUCUUAUGUGGGACUUGUCAAAAAGGUUUCAGUUAUAAGAGCAAUUUAACUCGUCACAUGAGGACUCAUACAGGAUGAGCAGCAUAAUCUGACCCUCAAGUAUCAAAACACAAUAACUCCCAGUUUGGAAUCAGAGUAAUUACAGCUGAGUAACAUUUCUAUUAUGUAGCAGUUUAGAGAAGAAAAACAUUUAAAACAGGACAUUUAUCUAAAACACUAAACUUUCACUUUAUUUUGUCAGUUUUAUGUUUUCAUUUAAAAUGGUUUUUGAGAUAUUAAGUCUUACGAAGAUAAGCAUGCAUUUUAAAUGUUUUUUUUUUUGUUUAGUGAGAUAUUAUAGUCUGUUUAUCUCUUGAAGUAACGAUGGAUUUGGAUUCUUUCAGAUUUAGACUUGUAAAACUGUCAUUGUAUGUCUAUUCUUUGUACUCAUUGUUUGUUUUAUUGUAUUAAUUUUGGUCAGAGAAUGCAUAGUAACUGUUACUGUAUGCACUGUUGGUGUAAGUAUAUUCAGAUUCAGGUUUUUAUUCUGGAGUUGAAUCUAAAUAUACUUUUUCAUUUCUUUCUCUUGAGUUUCUGAUUCAGGGACAAAAAAUUGUUGAUUGUAUGAUGGAAACAUUUCAGAUGUUGCUGAAUUUUGCUAAGUUAUGAUGAAACCCGAGAUGUUUUCCUUUCUUUGUUAAAACGUCUGCAUUGAUUUUAUUCUUGUUAAGUUGACUCUGAACUGAAAAGUCAUUUUUACCCAUGUUAGGUUUUUUCUUUCUUUUUAUCUGUAACGCAGUAUUUGUUCGAGAAAGUUUGUAUUUUUCUGUGUUGAUGUAGAAUCAAUUUCAGAUAGAAAUGUGACUAGGAAAAACUGUUUCUAUAUCAUUCUUAUAUAUAAAAAAGUUUUUUUAACCAUAAUUAAUGGUCUUAGUCUUUUUUUGGUUCAGUAGUGGAUUUUGACCCAUGUAUAAGUUUCUGCUUCUUGAGCCUUUUCUUUCAUCAUUUCUGCCAAACAUCUGUCUUUUUAAACCAGUAUUUUUCUUAACUUUUCACUCACAGUUGCUUAUUUCUAGGGAAUCGUUCAUAAAUCUAGGUCCUAUCUUAAGAACUGACCACUUUUAUGGAGGCCCAAAUAUCAAGUUGCAAAAAGUAAUGGAGUCAAAACAUGGCAGCGCUACAAAACUGCAACCAGAGAGCAGGGGCUUCUAGAAAGACGAGAGCAGGAGAGGACCACCUGCCUACACCUGCAGUUCUGACACUAUUAAGUUAUUUCCAACGCCCUGACUAACAUUAGCGCAUAUUC